Molecule: messenger RNA, 3014 nt
Organism: Hipposideros armiger (great roundleaf bat)
Lineage: Eukaryota; Metazoa; Chordata; Mammalia; Chiroptera; Hipposideridae
Gene: VILL
Product: villin like
Exons: 19
Coding region: 93-2882 (929 amino acids)
Biological process (GO): actin filament severing; actin polymerization or depolymerization; barbed-end actin filament capping
Cellular component (GO): cytoplasm; actin cytoskeleton
Molecular function (GO): phosphatidylinositol-4,5-bisphosphate binding; actin filament binding
Source: RefSeq, a predicted model, not a curated record
ACAGGGGAGGAGGGGUGGUGGGCAGAGCCUGGCCCCACGCCAGGCCCAGCACUGCCCACAGGCAGGGUGAAGGCGCCAGCAGUUCCAGCAGGAUGGACGUCAUCAAGGGCCUCCCAGCCAUUGACAGCCACAGGGACCUCCACAUAUGGAUCAUUGAGAACCUAAAGAUGGUGCCUGUCCCCGAGAGGGCUUAUGGGAACUUCUUCGAGGAACAUUGCUACAUCCUCCUCCACGUUCCCCAGAGCCUGAAAACCACGCAGGGGCCGUCCAGCGACCUGCACUACUGGGUUGGAAAGAAGGCGGCCGCAGAGGCGCAGGGCGCGGCCGGCACCUUAGUGCAGCACCUACAGGAGGCGCUGGGUGGCGCCACAGUGCAACACCGAGACGUACAAGGUUAUGAGUCCGACUGUUUCCGCAGCUACUUCCACCCCGGAGUCAUCUACAGGAAGGGAGGCCUCGCCUCUGCCCUCAAGCAUGUGGAGACCAACAUUUACAACAUCCAGCGACUGCUGCGUAUCAAAGGGAGGAAGCACGUGUCAGCCACUGAGGUGGAGCUCUCCUGGAACAGCUUUAAUAAGGAUGACAUCUUCCUGCUGGACCUGGGCAAGGUGAUGAUCCAGUGGAACGGGCCCAAGAGCAGCACUUCCGAGAAGGCACGGGGCCUGGCCCUGACCUGCAGCCUCCAGGACAGGGAGCGCGGUGGCCGUGCACAGAUUGCUAUAGUGGAUGAUGAGGGCCAAGCCGCUGACCUCAUGGAGAUCAUGGAAGCUGUGCUGGGUUGCAGAGUGGGCAACCUGUACGCCACCAUGCCCAACAAGAGUAUUAACCAGCUGCAGAAGGCCAAUGUCCGCCUGUACCAUGUCUACGAGAAGGGUGAGGACCUGGUGAUCCAGGAGUUGGCAACCCGUCCGCUGACCCAAGACCUCCUGCGUGAGGAGGACUGUUACAUCCUAGACCAGGGGGGUUUCAGGAUCUAUGUGUGGCAGGGACGCAUGUCUAGCCUCCAGGAGAAAAAGGCUGCCUUUAGCCGUGCUCUGGGCUUCAUCCAGGCCAAGGGCUACCCGACCUACACCAACGUGGAGGUGGUGAACGACGGCGCCGAGUCGGCCGCAUUCAAGCAGCUCUUCCGGACGUGGUCUAUCAAGCAGCGCAGAAACAGGAACGUUGGUGGGAUCAGUGGGACCGGCAAACUGAGUGUGGUAAAGCUGGAUGUGGGCAACCUGCACAGCCAGCCUGAACUGGCAGCCCAGCUGAGAAUGGUGGAUGACUGCUCUGGAAAGGUGGAGGUGUGGUGCAUCCAGGACUUAACCAGGCAGCCCGUGCACCCCAAGCUUCAUGGACAGUUGUACGCAGGCAACUGCUACCUUGUCCUCUACACAUACCAGAAGAUGGGCCAAGUCCAGUACAUCCUGUACCUCUGGCAGGGCCACCAGGCCACCGCACACAAGAUAAAGGCCCUGAACAGCAAUGCCGAGGAGCUGGACCUCAUGUACCACGGAGCCCUGGUGCAAGAGCAUGUGACCAUGGGCAGCGAGCCCCCCCACUUCCUUGCCAUCUUCCAGGGCCAGCUGGUGGUCUUCCAGCGAAGCACUGAGCACAAUGGGAAGGGACAGCCGGCACCUGCCACAAGGCUCUUCCAUGUGCAAGGCACCGACAGCUACAACACCAGGACCAUGGAGGUGCCAGCCCGGGCCUCAGCCCUCAACUCCAGUGACAUCUUCUUGCUGGUCACAGCCGGCAUCUGCUACCUCUGGUUUGGGAAGGGCUGCAGCGGUGACCAGCGUGAGAUGGCACGGAUGGUAACCACUGUCAUCUCCGAGAAGAACAAGGAAAUCGUGCUGGAGGGUCAGGAACCUCCCCAAUUCUGGGAGGCCCUGGGAGGCCGGGCUCCCUACCCCAGCAACAGGAGCCUCCCGGAGGAUGUCUCCAACUUCCAGCCACGGCUGUUUGAGUGCUCCAGCCCGAUGGGCCACCUGGUCCUUACCGAAGUGGUGUUCUUUAGCCAAGGGGACCUGGACAAGUAUGACAUCAUGUUACUUGACACCUGGCACGAGAUCUUCCUGUGGCUUGGAGAAGCUGCAAGUGAGCAGAAGAAGGCCGUGGCCUGGGGCCAGGAGUACCUGAAGACCCAUCCAGCAGGGAGGAGCCAGGCCACACCCAUUGUGCUGGUCAAGCAGGCCCGUGAGCCGCCCACCUUCACUGGAUGGUUCUACACCUGGGACCCCUACAAGUGGACUAACAACCAGUCUUAUGAAGAGGUGGUGGAGGGCAGCCUGAGAGCAAUAUCUGCCAUCUCUGAGAUAACAGCAGUUGAGUAUUGGGGCCUCCCAGGGAUCUGGACUCAGUCAGCGUGUUCCAAAUGGGCAGAAUGGGCAGGGAAGGGGCCAGUCCCUAGUAGGAGGCAAGGGUUGCAGCCAGGUGGCAAGAGGGCCAGUGGACUCAGUAUGGCCUCCUGUGGGAGCUUAUCCCCCAUCUUCCCCAGCCUAAAUCCCCUCUCUGGACAGGAAGUCCACAACUUCCGGCUGUCCAGAUGGCCAAACAAUGGCAGGACAGGCCCCUUGGCCCUGCAGGCCCUCAAGGGCUCCCAGGACAGCUCAGAAAGUGAGCUGGAGCUGGGCCCCAAUGUGAGUGGCAGCAGUACCAGUAUCAGCGCCAGCAGCUACCACAGCAGCCCCAGAUCCAUGAUCAACGGGGGCCUGCCUCGCGAACAAUUGAUGCACCAGGCCGCCGAGGACCUGCCAGAGGGAGUGGAUCCGGCCCACAAGGAGUUUUAUCUCUCAGACGCCGACUUCGAAGAUAUCUUCGGGAAGUCCAAGGAGGAAUUCUACAGCAUGGCCAAGUGGAAGCAGCAGCAGGAAAAAAAGCAGCUCGGCCUCUUCUGAACUCAGGCCCUGCUCCCGCCAGUACCGCCAUAUGGCCAAGGCCCUAUGGGUAACUCUCCCACACAUAACUGAGCCGCAGGGGAGACUCCUGGGUCACCCCCACACACAAACACCCCCAUCAAUAAAAGCUUG